AUGGAUAAAACUUUAAGUGAUUAUGAUAAAAACCUUGAAGAGUUAGAACGUCAACGAGAAAAACUCGAGAUUGUUAUGCAAAUGAUGGGUCAAGAAUGGGAAGAAAGUGGUCCGGGUAUCGGUUGGCUAGGUCAGUUAGAUCUUCCAACAACAACAUCCGAGAUAUUAACAUUAACUCAUGAGCCCUUAUUUGCUAAUAUUUUAUCACAAACUGGGCCAUCACCGGAAUAUCUUCAAUCUUUAUUAAAUGUGAAUGAAGCUCUGCUGGCUCAGAGCCUUGCAAAUAACCCUAACCCAUCAACACCUUUAUUAACGCCAGUUGAAGAUCAAUUGAAUGAUAUUUUAAUUGAAACUUCCUCAUCAGCCAAAUUAACUUCACCACUUAUAACACCUAAAGAAGACAAUGAAGUAUCUAAUGAUGAUGGUAUCUUGUUAAAUAAUCCAUCUUACGACUACAUGGGUAAUAUGAAUCCUGAAUCCGAGAAGAUUAUUUCCCCACUUACAGAUACAUCAAACAAAUCAUUCCAAUCGACAAAAAAAAGCAGUAAAAAUACAUUCCCAUUUUAG
Cokeromyces recurvatus is the source of this 567-nucleotide messenger RNA. RefSeq lists its product as uncharacterized. Bases 1 to 567 code for a protein of 188 amino acids. Lineage: Eukaryota; Fungi; Mucoromycota; Mucoromycetes; Mucorales; Mucoraceae. The transcript is spliced from 3 exons. The record is from RefSeq and is a predicted model, not a curated record.